UUGAAAGAUGGAGUAACAUUGUCAGAUCAAGAAAGUGCGACUAAAUUUGCCAAAUACUUCUAUUCAGUGUACAACAGCGAGCCAGCGCGUUUGAACUUAGACGAGGCGGUGUUGGCGGGCGGUGCGGGCAGCGCGCGCGUGCACGUGCCGCAACUGCAGCUAGGUGAGGUGCGCGCGGCGCUCGCCCGACUCAAGCCGAAGCGCUCGGCGGGCCCGGACGGUAUACCGGCGUUUGUAAUACGAGACUGCCGCUCAGUGCUGGCAGAACCGUUAUUAAGGGAGCAUUGCACAAAAAUUCACAUCCUUGACAAGAAAGACAAAAGCAAAUUCACAUCCUUGUCUAUCGCUCACAAUAUUCACAAAAGACUCGAAAUAAGAGUAAUGUAA
Messenger RNA from Parnassius apollo (apollo), 387 nucleotides. Lineage: Eukaryota; Metazoa; Arthropoda; Insecta; Lepidoptera; Papilionidae. The record is from the annotation of a GenBank genome assembly.